UAGAACUCGGCAAAAUGUCUUGAUUUUAGCAAAGUUAGCUAGGCUAGCUCACCUUAGCGAGUGAUUAAGAAAGUUAACGUUACUUAGAUAAUUUAGCUACAUGGGGAAUAACAUUUUAAUCCAUAGCUUCAAGGCAAUGCACUCUUUUUGCAGUGUUGUUCGAUCAUUUAAAAAUGUGUUUAUAAGAGAUUUUAGGAUGUAUUUUAAUCUGAUGUUGGGUAACGCCAGCUCAUGUCUGCUUAAAUACGGUUUGCUGGCUUGCACGUGAGGCCAUGAACCGUUAAUGUAACUCGUAAAAUUAACGAACUAGUUGGGAUUAGCCUAGUUGCACGUCAUUGUGGUUUUAGCUACGCAUCAGGUUUAAAACCGGUAGCUAGCCGGUGUUAGCCAACAUACUAACCUCAGAUAAUUGCAAGUGAACUAGCUAGCUAAACGUUAGCUGGCUAGCUAAUUACAUUAUGAUCUGCGUUACCUAGCGUUUAGCCAUGUAAUGUAAAGUUGCAAUAAAUGUGCUUGCUAUCUUGCCACACGAUGAUAAAAUGCUUAUCAAACGAAGUCCAAGCCAAGCUUCGGUCUGGAAUAGCAAUAUUUUCAUUACAACAGUGUGUUGAAGAACUCGUCUUGAAUGGCAUAGAUGCUGGGGCGACCUGCAUUGCUGUGAGGUUGGAUAUAGAAGCGUUCAAAGUGCAGGUUAUAGACAAUGGCUCCGGGAUGGGCAGGGAAGACAUGGAGCGGGUCGGAAAGAGGUACUUCACAAGUAAAUGCAGUUCCUUAGAAGACCUGGAGAGUCUUCGGUUUUAUGGAUUCAGGGGCGAAGCUGUUGCAAGCAUAGCUUCUCUUGCUACCCUGGUGGAAAUUUCCUCCAGGUCCAGGCUGUCAGGAAAAACAUUUGUGAAAAUCUUCAAAGAUGGGAAGGGCAUGGAUGUGUUUGAGUCUGAGAGCUGUCGCCCAUCAACCGGGACGACUGUGGUGAUAUGCAACUUUUUUCACAACAUGCCAGUGAGAAGGAAGAGGGUGGAUGCUGUGCUGGAAUGUGAACGCAUCAGGCAGAGGGUGGAGGCCAUUUCACUUAUGCACCCUUCCAUCUCCUUCACCCUGAAGAAUGACUCUACUGCAGCCAUGGUGGUGCAGCUUCCCAAGGUGAAGAGCACCUACUACAGGUUUGUCCAGAUCCAUGGUAUGGCAAGGGCCCAGAAGCUGGCAGAAAUUAGCCUCUCACACAGCCAGUUUGAAAUGAGUGGCUACAUUGGGUGUGAGGGACACUACAAUAACAGCCUUCAGUUCCUGUUUGUGAACAGUAGGCUUGUCCUGAAAACCCGCAUCCACAAACUGCUGAACUUUCUUUUGAAGAAAACAAAUGCUUCGGGCAGGCAGAAUGGAAAUCAGGGUGGGUCCCCUGCUAUGGGAAGCCCAAAGCAACGGACUGAGGCGCAUGGGGUGUACAUUAUCAAUAUUAAGUGUCAUUACUCUGAGUAUGACAUAUGCCUGGAGCCAGCUAAGACCCUCAUUGAGUUUAAAGACUGGGAUGGUGUGCUGUCGUGUGUGGAGGAGGGGGUGAAAGAGUUUCUCACCAGAGAGAAUUUAGUGGCUGAGAUUUCUCCUGAGGAUGUCUGCAGUUAUGUCCAUGGGAAUUAUUGUAUUGAAACAGUGGGCGGCACUACGAGUGUGAAAGACGACGCAGCAGUGCAUGCUCUUCCACCCACGCUCAGUAUGACUGAAGAAUUAUACAAUGGGAACAAGCUGAUGUCUAAAUCUGUUCGCAGGAUGUUUGAACAGGAUUUAGUCAGGACAAAAAGUGUCCACGUAGAUGAAGGUAAUACAGUGGGCGAAGAGCCUGUUCACUGGAUGCAUGCACAGGAUGACAUGGAAGAUGAUACGCUGGGUGAAGAGCGAAAGAAGCUGAGAAUAACUGAGAUUCCAAGAGACCAAGAGCAAACAAUGGAACUUGCCCCCUUGAAAGUAGCAUGCCUAUCCCAUUCAUUCGAUUCAGGGGGUGAUGAAAGGGCAAUUAAAUGUGAUUCAGUUGCAUGGACUAGUACGCAGAAAUCUGAGCCCCUGAAAUGCAUUAUUGAAGGUGUGGUGAGCCAUCAGAAUAUACAACUAGAAACUGUUGUCGGUACUAGUGAUUUUGGAUGUAGUGAACUACAAUGCAGUGUCAAUACAAAAACCUUGAUAAUGGGUGAACAGCAGAGUAUAAGCCAAAAAGAGUGUAUAGAAAAAAUAGAUGACAUAACCCUUGACCGAAAAAUUUAUGAAUGGUGCAAUGAGGGGCUGCUGCAUCACACCAGUUUGGAAAAGCAGACGGGUGAGGCAAGUGAGUUAGGAAGGGCAGCUCUGCAGCUUGGUUCAGUAGGAUUCAUUAAACACUUGGUACCUCAGCUGCAAAAUGCAGACGUACCAAAAACCGACGUACCAGGGGGACUAAGUAGGGCGUGUUCCCUAGGCCCGGUUUCAGCUCAGGAUCUGCUGCCACUCAAGGAGUGCCAUUCCAGGGGUUAUGGGAGUUCAGCAAUGGUACCUUCAAGUCACUCCACUCUGUCAUCUCAUAAAAGUGACAUUUACAAAAAGAGUGAAAGUUCAGCUUUUGAAGCUCAGGAAAAUCAUCUUUGCACUCCAAAGAGAAAGCUUUCAUUGUCAGGUGAGCCCUCUGUCAUCACAUCAAAGGCCUCCAGGAUCAAGCCAUGUCCAAAACUGGCUUUGUCAGUGCAGACUGGAUCUCUUGACAGAUUCAGGAGAAUGUAUGGAAAGCUGACAGGAGCACAAUGUUGGCCUCUCGAAACAGCAUUUGAUGCCAGAAUGUCCCAGACAGAAUGUACAUCUGUUAACACAGAGAAGCUUUCACUCUGUCAGUCAGAGGAAAGUGAAACAAGUGAGACUUUGAAAAAGUAUUCUUCACAGCUCAGUGAUUGUUGUGUAACUCUCUCAGAGUACACCAGACUUAAGCCUUUUACAGUUCAGACCAGGGGCAGCAAAGGGUCUCUUGCAGCCAAGCUCUCACGUUUGAAACAGAAUCAGGUAAAAGAUAAGAGCAGUGAACUGGAAAAGCCUCUGGAGGAAGCUUCAUUUUUUUCCGGCUCACUCAAUUGUACAUUGACAGACAAGCUCAUGCAAGAUAGUUGCAAUACGGAAGAACGGACUUAUAUUCCAUCUGAUGAUGUCGCCCCAGACCUGAACGCUAACCAUCAUCAUUCUCAAAUGGAUGUGCACUCUUAUACAUGUGACUGCACAAAGUGUGCAGAUGCCUGCAAAAAUGCCUUCACCACAGCCCAAACCAUACCCACUCCAAUAAUCUCUGUUGGAGAUUCUAGUGCUGACUCAGUGCUAAUAUUCUCCACCCAUAAUCCAGAUGUCUGUUCAGAUGAGGUGGUAAACCCCAUUGAUAAUGACGAACCUCCGUGCAUUGAUACUACUCAGGGAGAAAACAAGCAGAGUGAAAGUGUAGCAGUAGGGUCCAAUGAUUGGUUGGAACACUUUGAUGAUUCCAUUGGGAAAGUGGUCUACAUUAACAAAGUGACAGGACUCAGUAAAUUUGAAGCUCCUGCAGCAGAAGAGACCCAUGUUCCAUGUACCACAGAUGUCACCACCAUGUCAAUUAGUGUCAUCUCUAGGAAAGGAUUUGAGUACACAUGCUACCCAUUUCAGUCAGAGCUAGUGUUGCCAUUCCUACCUAGGUCAAGAGCAGAGAGAGUACUUAGUUCAGGGCUGGACCAUGCAGAUGGUUCAGAGGCUGCCAACUCACUCACCUCCUUGUUCUCUGAGUGGUCCAACCCAGUGUUUGCUCGACCUCCAGAGGUGGCUGUUGAUGUGACCUGUGGACAGGCAGAAGGCCUGGCGGUGAAGAUCCACAACAUUCUCUAUCCAUACCGAUUCACCAAAGACAUGAUCCACUCCAUGAAGGUGGUCCAUCAGGUGGAUAAGAAGUUUCUUGCAUGUCUUAUUAACACAACAGACACGGAUGCAGAGAGUGGUGAUACUGAAGGAAACCUACUGGUGUUGGUGGAUCAGCACGCUGCUCAUGAGCGGGUCCGGCUGGAGAACCUUAUCACAGAAUCCUAUGAGGAAGACCCUGAGGCACCUGGGCAGAAGCGUUUGUGUUCCUCCAGUGUCACUCCUCCCCUGGAGAUCGUGGUCACAGAGGAGGAGCUUAGGCUACUGAGGUCCUGUCAGCCCUUCCUCAGGGGCCUAGGACUGGAGAUAAGGUUUGCAGAGACGGGGGAUCCCCACUUGCUUGUGGGGAAGGUGCCAAUGUGUUUCGUGGAGAGAGAGGCCAGUGAGCUUCGCCGAGGGAGGCAUACUGCUACCAAGGCUAUUGUGGAGGAAUACAUUCGAGAACAGAUUGAGUUAUUGCGGUCCGCAGGCCGAGUGAGAGGGACACUGCCUCUAACUGUCCUGAAGGUCCUGGCUUCUCAGGCCUGUCACGGAGCAAUCAAGUUCAAUCACAGUCUGAGUGUGGAGGAGUGUUGCAGCCUGGUGGGCUCCCUCUCGACCUGCCAGCUCCCGUUCCAGUGUGCCCACGGCAGGCCCUCCAUGGUCCCACUGGCUGACCUGCUCCAUUUGGAUAACCAUCAGCAGGAAUCUUCUAAACCAAACCUCCGAAAACUCAGACAGAUGUAUCGAGCCUGGGAACUAUGUGGACAGAAAUAGUUUUGUUUUUUGUUUUUUUUUUUACUGUUGAAGAUGCAUUCCACAAACAUCUUGUGGAGUUUCCUCAUGUAUUUAUUUCUGCUAUUUCAAUUCAAAUUAUUUAAUUUAUUAAUUUACCCUUUCAUCACCCUUUAACAAUAUGGACCUAGAGAAUUUUACCUAAAUAUUGCAGAUUCACCUUCAUGUAAUUUCAUGUGUUUCUCACGUGUAUGUGUGUACAUCUGUGUGUAUAAGGAGCUUGCCAUUUUCAAAAGACUAAUCCUAAAUUCUUGGUGCCAGUAAAUCGGUUUUCUGGGUUUAGGUUUUAACUCAAAAGACCCUUUGAUGAAUGAAAUACUCUAAAUGUCUGUAGCAUUGAAAAUUGACACAGAGGGUUGGAUUAAAUGCUGAGUUUUAUUUACUUGGUUAUGAUCAUGAUUUAUUUACAGUUCAUGAUCUUCUGGGUGGUAGAGUUCACUCAUUAGACGAUAGAUGUAAGAUGGGGCGUUCCCUCCGAUGUUUGAGAUGAACAGUGUGAUGAGUUCGGGAGGCACGUAGUCAAACACAGGGCAGUGCACAUUCACCUUGGACAGAAUUUCACCUGUAAAACAAACACAAACAAUUGCGAACAAAUUCAUGACAAAUCCUCAAAUGAACUUUUACUUUAGUCAGCAUAUUUUGUACUUUAAUUGCCAGUAUAGGUUUUUAUGACUUGAUCUACAGAGAACAUACCUUCUGUAAAUGGAAGCACUUCCUGUGGCGAUACAAAUUUGUGGAAAGUGUCUUCUUCAUUUGGAAACUAGUGGCACAAAUAGGAAAACAAAAAUUCCAGUUACUCCUUGACUCCUUCACAAUUUUCGAUAAUUUCCAAUGCGUCAUAGCUCUGUAUAAUCCUCUGAAGCUAACAUUAUGUGAUGAGUUCAUCUGCACAGUACAUGCUCAUCUGGAGGGUAUUGAGAGCGCAUGUGUAGGUUGCUAUGCCCUCACCUGUGGUGAGAGUUUGAACAUUGGUGCACAGACGAUGAGCGGAGUAGAGUGAUGCUUCGCUGCCAGUGCCAGGGUGUGAGUCCCGAUGACUGCACGGAGUCCGCCAUUAGCCAGUACCGUCUGUGUGCCAAUAAUGACCUGGACAGACAAUGAUAUGCCUUACACCUCUUCAUCGUUAAAUGGCAUUAUUUAUUUACGUCUUUGCAAGUAAGGUCUUGCUUUUAGCAUGCUUGUUGACGUGUGUCUUCAUACCUUGUUGACCCGAGACAUCACAGCGAAUAUUGCAGCAUCAGUGAUGACUGUCGUUUCAAUGCCAGCAGUGGAAAGGCUGGUAGCCAUUUCAUGGCCCUGAAGGGAGGGCAAAGAGAAGCUUACAGAUCAUUCUUAACCUUUUUAAAAAUAUAUUUCUAAUUUUUUUUAUCACUACAAAGGAGCUACUAAUGCAUUCUUAUGUGAUACUGCUCAGAUUCCCUUUUUUGUGAAGGCAAGUGAAGCACCUUGAGGUGAAAUCACCAUGAAAGGUGAUUAUAAAUUAUUUUUUUGCCAUUCAUAAUAAUGAUAAUAACAACUACUAGGAUAGAUGUUCACAAAAACUUAUCAAAGAGGAAUUCUGUGAGUCCAUCUCAGGUACCUGGCAGAAGGGCGCACAUUCGGCGACGAUGACAUGAAAUUUGCGUUUGCGCGCUGCAUCUUUGAGGAAGGCUUCCACAGUGCGUGAGCGCCCUAUGGUCAUGAUGACCUCGUUGGAAUGAAUGUGUUCCAGAGCCUGCAUGGCGAUGUUGUCUGUGGUUCCCUCUAGGUGACAAAAAGACAUUUUAGAGUGGUGUGUUUUCAGUUAA
This is a messenger RNA of Conger conger (European conger), 6449 nucleotides long. RefSeq names its product mutL homolog 3 (E. coli) (gene mlh3). Gene Ontology annotation, molecular function: ATP hydrolysis activity; ATP binding; mismatched DNA binding. The transcript has 12 exons. NCBI's taxonomy places the organism in Eukaryota, Metazoa, Chordata, Actinopteri, Anguilliformes, Congridae. The record is from RefSeq and is a predicted model, not a curated record. Gene Ontology annotation, cellular component: mismatch repair complex. The coding region runs from base 508 to 4644 and encodes 1378 amino acids. Gene Ontology annotation, biological process: mismatch repair.